AUGGAAGGAAGUCGAGUAACUUUUGCAGCUCCUACUAAUAUGUUAGAUGAUGGAGUACAGACAUUUGAAACUACAACUGAAAUGAAAGUAAAUGGUGACCUUCCUCCCGCUCUAAAUGGCUCAGAUGCAACAUUAUUAGAUCAAUACUAUGCGAAUAUUAAAUAUUUUAUUAACGAUACACCAAAAUCAACUCUUUCACAACUUAGAUCGGAAAUUUGUGAUAAAAUUAGACACAGAUCUCUUUUCCAAUCAAAAGUUUUCGGAAAAUCAUCAACAAACUUCGAUGUCCUUCCUGAAAAUGCAUAUUCUACAUUUAGUGUAUCAUUACAUCUCAUUCUUCGUCCAAAAACUUUCUCAUUUUUCACAACCAACCCAGGUAUCGAUGUAACUGAGAGUUUUGAAGACGAAGGAGCCCAUAUUUUAGAUUUCAUAUCACGUGGAUACUUGCCGCCAAGAAUGUUUGAAGAAUUAAGAAAAUUAAACUUAGUUUGGUACGAUGGUGGUUUAAUAUGCGAAAUAGACGAUCAACGAAGGAAUAACGGCAAUGUUAUGAGAACAUUACUUUCUGUUGCACCUUCAGAUAUAGCUGCAUUAGGUCCAGAAUGCGAAUCAGAAUUUUUAUUAGUCAAAUACCCAUUGAUUUCAUUUGAUUCAGAUAUACAAAUAUCUAAAGUGUCUCGUAUCGCCUCAAGUGAUGCUUUAAGAUGGAAAACAAUCAACGCAGAAGAAACUCCAAAGCAAUACGUUCAAGAACAUCAUCCAUCGAUCUUCUUGAAAAAUGUUGAUAAGCCAAAGGAAGCAAAAGCAGAAGAAGAUCCAGAUGCUUCUGCAAAAGCACUUCUUGAACAAUUAUCUAAAAUUGUUCAGUAA
Molecule: messenger RNA, 870 nt
Organism: Trichomonas vaginalis G3
Lineage: Eukaryota; Parabasalia; Trichomonadida; Trichomonadidae
Product: Spt20 family
Exons: 1
Coding region: 1-870 (289 amino acids)
Source: RefSeq, a predicted model, not a curated record